Messenger RNA from Carassius gibelio (silver crucian carp), 3980 nucleotides. It is a transcript of the gene eng, whose product is annotated as endoglin. The transcript has 14 exons. Bases 261 to 1925 code for a protein of 554 amino acids. Lineage: Eukaryota; Metazoa; Chordata; Actinopteri; Cypriniformes; Cyprinidae. The record is from RefSeq and is a predicted model, not a curated record.
GUAUGUUUCUUGUGUUGUUGUGAGCAGUGGGAGGGUCAGUGCUGUGUUGUGUUGUGAGCAGUGGGAGGGUCAGUGCUGAGGGUUCAUCUGGACUGACCGACUGACCGCUGGAUCUGAGCUCCCGGAUCUCUGCAGGAGCCGCCGAGUUUCCAGCGCACGGAAGUAUCGGGUGUGGAAUAUUCUGGUCACUGUUCACAAUAUCAGCCACAACUGUUGAGUCCAUCAGGAGAGACACAUUCACAGCAAACCACAGUCUGAACAUGAGGAGCAUCACGUGUUUCAUAACUGUUCUUUUGUGCCUGAAAAGCGCGACUUCAGAUUCCAGUGUGAUCUGUGAGCUUAAGGAUGUAUCCGGAAACAGAAACGAUUGGAUCGUCCUGCAGGAAAUGUAUCUGGGAUGCUGGACGAACUUCACCAGCCUGAACGGGACAAAAGUCCACAUCCUCAAGCUACUGUCCUCCACUGAACAACACUCAAUGUUAGAGCUAAACGUAACUGUGGCAAACCCAUCAGUGGUGAUCAUCACCUCCAGCAGCGAUUACACCAUCCUGCUUCAAGACAAUCCCACAGUGGACAUCUAUAAAACAAAUGGGGCCUUAAUAAAUUUUAUCCUGCCAACUGGAAAACGUCCACAACCUCACAUUGCCCCGUUCACAAACAGCGAUUCUGAGCUUCUGAAAUGGGCAGCAGAGACAUUUGGUGGAGUCACAUCCUUCACCACAGCACGAGAUCCCAAGAUCAUCACUUUCACUGGGAUGAAGGGAACACAGCAAUCCUCAACAUGUGACCUGCAGCCAGAAAUAGCAGCAGAUAAACAGUUAAUUAAGAUGUCUCUGAAAUCUCCAACUGAUGACCUCAAAUCAUGUUACACGAAGCAUUCUGGAGAACCGAUUCACGUCAUCAAUAUUCCUGAUGAUGUCAAAAUAAGGCAUGUUAAUGUGCAUUUGCCAUCCAAGUCCAAAGUGACCCUGAGAGGUCCAGCAAACACUGAGUGGACAAUCCACAACAGUUUCGGCGUCAAAUUACUGUCUAACAAUCUUGUAACCUUAAAUGGGAAGAAGUCGCUUCCGAACCAGACAAUCUCGGAUGAACCUAAAGAAAUCAGGCAGAAGGUGUUUUCUUACUACAAGAGCACCUUCAUCACCAGCUACUCUGAGAUCCAUCUGAACGUGUCACACAUCCAGCUGUGGAUCAGGGACAACAAUAACUUUUCAGUACCUGUAGAAGUGGAGCCCACGACAUCAGCACCGGUUCCUCUUCAGAUGCAGCUGUUCUCGUCUCCAGACUACACGUUUCCUCUAGAUCCCAGCAGAAAAGUUCCGAGUGACAAGAGGAUCUAUGCAGAGAUCUCAAGUCAGAGCUUCGGAGAGAUUCCCUUAAGCAUGAAGGUCAGCAGCUGUCAGGUUAGCUCCAUGCCAGAGGUGAGGGACAUGCCGUUUAAAGAGGAGGCGUGUUACAUUAAGGACUGUCCCAAGAGACUCCGAUUUUCCUUUGAAAUGCUUGGGAACCUGCCUUCCAGCUCAUGGGACCUCAAAUGUGCAGUUCAACUUUGUCAUGAAAGUGGAAAGUUUUGUACAAAGGAAACACAAGUAAAGAGAAACUUCCAGGUCAAGCCAUAUAUCCCAAACAAAAAUCCAUGUUUUGAGUUUGGGCUCUCAUCUGUUCUGGGAAUCGCGUUUGGAGGAUUUCUGAUCGGAGUUCUCCUCACUGGUGCUUUAUGGUUCAUUAAGAUACGCACAGGGCAUCCUGUGGCUCUGGGAAUGCGAUCAACGGCGGCCGAGCUCUCAGUCCUCUCUAUAACCGGAUGCCCGUGUGGUCUGACCAAACGGCAGCCAGUGCCCACCCACCAGUCUCCCUCAGAGAACAGCAGUGGCAAUGCCAGCAUUGGCAGCACCCAGAGCACGCCCACGAGCAGCAUGGCAUAACGCCGUCACCCUGUGUCACUCGUCUCCUAAUGCUCGCUCACUCUCAAAGCCAUCUUGCUCCACGCAUCCCAUCAUCCCGAGCAAGAGAAAAAGAGAGGCGUAGCAGUCCUCAAACAUUCCCUGUACUUCACAAUACUCCAUUUGCUCCCCCGGCUACGGGAAGUCAGUAGGGACGAAGAACAAAAAAAGAAAAGGCAUGGCUCCCAGAGACAGGAAAAACAACGCAUAACCCCCAGGAACUAACAGGAAAUUUGUCGCAUUCUUGUGCCGGUGCCUCUCUGAUGGAGGCAAAAUAAGAUUUCACAGACAAACAUUAGUCUGACGUAUCAGUUCGCUUUAAGAUGGGAUUAAAUAUGGCUCAAAGAGACGAGUGAACAAACGUCAGACUCCUAUCCAAACACUUAGCCGUGGACUGAUGAAAAGAUGAAACCUUCCAACAAAUCAACUAUUGGACAUGCACAUAGAAGGAAACACAUUUUUAUUUUUAGAGUUUUUACUGAAAAGGCUGUCCCACAUGGGACAGAUUUGAAAAUGGCUACCUCUGAGUCUCUGAUUUGUUAAUAUUUGUUUAACCAUAACUAAAAACAGUGGCUGAAUUUAUUAAAUAUAACAAACUGUGUCUUAUUUAACCCUCAGAUCAAUAGAAAGACAAAAGCAAUUAUGUAAGACAUUUAUUGAUGUGACAUUUUAUUUCAGUCUCUCUCUCUCUCUCUCUCUCUCUCUCUCUCUCUCUCUCUCUCUCUCUCUCUCUCUCUAUAUAUAUAUAUAUAUAUAUAUAUAUAUAUAUAUAUAUAAAAUAAAAUUAUGGUAAUAAUUUGAAUAUUUGUUGCACUGCCCUUAAUAAUCCUAAUUUAUUUUUUUAUAUCUAAAAUGCAUUUUUCUUUUGAUUAUAGAGUGAAAUAUGACCCAUAAUGAUUCAUAUGGAUGUUUUUUUUUUACUUCAUUGAGUGACAAUAUGUUUGAUUAAUUACCUUAGUAAUUAAGUAACUUAAUUAACUGAAGAUAUAUUUUUUUGUGUGCAUGAUUUUAGUACGUAGAUGCUUUAAUCUGUGAAUUCAUUAGAGUCAAUUGGACAUCAAAUAUUAGUCGAUGUGAUAAAGAUGCUGGAACAUCAUUUUAAAUUCAGUUUGUUCAGUUUAAAUUCAAAUAUUUCUUCCAGUAGUAAUUGGGUGAAAAUAUAAAGUUAAUCCCAUACUGAAAUUGGUUUGUAAAUGAUGGCCAAUAUGUGUGACGUUCAAUUUACAUCAAAUCAACGGCAUGUCAAGUUUUUGAUGUCAGUUUGAUUAGCAUAUUUGACCGUUUUUUUGUUUGUUUGUUUAGUUUUUUUACAUAAAUUUUGAUGUCAUUUAGAUGUCUUUUCAACAUCAAUUGUCCACUGGGUUGUCUGUUUAUAUGACAAAAGAGCAAGUGAUGAUAUAAAGUAGGUCAAAAAUGAAAGAAGUAUCAUCAGUUAUCAACCCUCAUCCCUGUCAUCCCAAGCUUGUAUGGCUUUCUUUCAUCUGUGGAUCACAAAAGGAGAUGUUUAACACAAUGUUCAUGCUGCUCUUUUCCAUGCAGUAUAUGCAGAUAGUGAGCAGGAGUUGGCAAGCUUCAAAGAGGAAAAGUAUUAAUAAUAACCAAAUUCCAAGUCUUCUGAAGCCAUGUGACAGUUUUUUUUUUUUUUUUUUGUAAGAAAUAGAGACAAAUUGAAAUCAUUAUUAACUCAGAGAGGAUUUUCAGUGUGCGACGGCUUAAAUUACUAGAGUUUGUAUAAAGAGUACUGCUGUGAACUGUUCCUUUAACAUCAGGUGGAUGUGCGAUUUGUGCAAUAUCUGUGGUGUUACUUUGUUCAUAUAUUUUUUUGUGUCUAUAUGUUACAUUUUUAUACUGCAUUCGUAUAUUCAAUAUUCAACAUUUGUAUUGCAUGUUCUGCUUUCUAUGGAAUGUUCCCAUCUAAAGCACUUACCAUAUGGUCAUUAUCUGAAGUCAUAUUUCUUCUGUUCUCCCCAUUCUGAAAGUUCAUUUUAAUCCGGUUGGACAUACUUUAAAUUAAAUCAUGAAAUCAAUGCGUCCUAA